AUGAGAAAAUAUUUACAGUUGUCCCUCUUCCAAGGUGGUACAGUAAGUGUUGAAUCUUUAUCAGAUGACGAGGAGAGUUCUGAAAAACAAGUUUCUCCAGGUCGGCCUCGACCUGAGGAACCAGCUGACCAGCCAAAAAUAGAUAUAGGACCUGAUGAACAUCCUCCAGAGAAUACCCGACCUCCACUGCAUCUGGACAGGAUGAGUCCUCUGAAACCAGAGGACAUGGAUAUACCAGAAUACAAGGAUAGAGCCUGGUAUAUGAAGAAAGGGGAAUUGUUGCCUGUGAAAACUAAACCUGGAGAAGAUGUAAUCCAUCCACCUAUUUGGCCCGAAAAUCUACCCUUUGAGGAUAGAAUCCCAGAACAACUGAUGUAUGUGCCAAGCUCCGUUCCAGAAAACCAGGAAGAGACGGAGACUCCGUUAAAGAAAAUACUGCUCUGGAACGGAGCCUCGUCCUGGGGAGGUUUAGUACCUGGAAGAGGUGUAUUCUUGAAGGAGAAAUGUCCUGUAUCCUCCUGUGUUAUUUCCUCUAAUCGAGCUGAAGCAGAUUCAUCAGAUCUCAUACUUUUCAAGGAUCAUUUCUCAACGCCAAGCAUGCUUCGGUCCUCAAACCAAAUAUGGAUGUUGUACUUACUAGAAUGCCCCCUGCACACACAAAUAUUUCGGGAACAGGAUAUAUUUAAUUGGACUGCCACCUACAGGUCUGAUAGUACAGUUGUUGCACCGUAUGAAAGAUGGCAGUACUAUAACAGUAAUGUGAAAAGUAUUGAGCAGAAAAGAAACUAUGCAGCCAAUAAAACUAAACAAGUUGCAUGGUUCGUCUCAAACUGCGGAGCCAGGAAUGAAAGACUGCAGUAUGCCAGAGAACUAUCUAAAUAUAUCAAUGUAGAUAUAUACGGAGCCUGUGGAACGGAAAGAUGUCCCCGAGCUGAGAGCUCUAAAUGUUUUAACAUGUUGAACACUGAUUACAAGUUCUACCUCGCAUUCGAGAACAGCAACUGCAAGGACUACAUCACAGAGAAGUUCUUCGUCAACGGACUAGGGCAUGAUGUGCUGCCUAUUGCAAUGGGAGCUCGGUACGAGGACUACUUGCGCGCUGCCCCAGAGAAAUCAUUUCUCCACGUGGAUCAGUUCAAGGAUCCAGAAGCACUUGCCGCGUACCUUCAUCAACUAGACAAAGACGACGACAAAUACAAUGAAUACUUUCAGUGGAAGGGAACAGGGGAGUUUGUAAAUACUAAAUUCUUCUGCAGAGUGUACUUCUACCAAUGA
Eurytemora carolleeae is the source of this 1275-nucleotide messenger RNA. RefSeq names its product glycoprotein 3-alpha-L-fucosyltransferase A. Gene Ontology annotation, molecular function: alpha-(1->3)-fucosyltransferase activity. Gene Ontology annotation, cellular component: membrane. The coding region runs from base 1 to 1275 and encodes 424 amino acids. The record is from RefSeq and is a predicted model, not a curated record. The transcript has 13 exons. NCBI's taxonomy places the organism in Eukaryota, Metazoa, Arthropoda, Copepoda, Calanoida, Temoridae.